Molecule: messenger RNA, 1607 nt
Organism: Abrus precatorius (Indian licorice)
Lineage: Eukaryota; Viridiplantae; Streptophyta; Magnoliopsida; Fabales; Fabaceae
Product: tRNA (cytosine(38)-C(5))-methyltransferase 2
Exons: 10
Coding region: 79-1248 (389 amino acids)
Molecular function (GO): methyltransferase activity
Source: RefSeq, a predicted model, not a curated record
AGAGGCAAUUAGAAGCGUGGUGUCAUAAGAAUUUUCGUUUGGUCAAAAUCGAUUGAUAGAUUGACAUCGUUCACCGAAAUGGCAAAGGCGUCGUCCGAGUCAGAUGGCUGUCGGAGAGUGUUGGAGUUUUACAGUGGCAUCGGCGGCAUGAGGUACUCGCUGAUGAAGGCCAAGGUGAACGCGCAAGUGGUGGAAGCGUUUGAAAUUAAUGACACGGCAAACGAUGUUUACCAACAUAAUUUUGGUCAUCGUCCUUUUCAGGGAAAUAUUCAAUGCCUGUCUGCUGCUGAUCUGGACAGGUAUGGUGCUGAUGUAUGGCUUCUUUCUCCUCCCUGCCAACCUUACACACGACAAGGUCUUCAGAAGGACACUGGUGAUGCCCGAGCAUUUUCUUUUCUUCAGAUUCUCGAGCUUAUGCCGCUUCUAUUGCAUCCUCCAAGUAUGCUAUUUGUGGAAAAUGUUGUUGGAUUUGAGACAUCUGACACCCAUGCAAAACUCAUUGAAAUAUUGGAAAAAACAAAUUUUAUCACACAGGAGUUCAUUCUGAGCCCUUUGCAGUUUGGAAUCCCAUAUUCCAGGCCUCGUUAUUUUUGUCUGGCAAAGAGAAAACCUUCAUCUUUUGUGAAUGAAUGUUUGAACAGCCAGCUGAUUCAAUCUCCAAGGCCAUUAUUUGAGCUUUUUGAUACUGUGGCUAAUGAUGAUUCAUCACAAGAGGACAGGCAUGAACUGUUGCAGUCAUGUCAACCUAUUGCAAAAUUUCUUGAAUUAAAGAACCAUAUUAAUGAUAUAGCUGUUGAAUCUGCAGCGUUAAUGAUUGGUUUAUCUAAUAACACUUCUCGAACUUUGGGGAAAGGUAAUGAUCAUGAAUAUGACUCUUUGGACCAGUAUUACGUUCACCCAAGCUUGGUAGAACGGUGGGGAAGUGCCAUGGAUGUUGUCUAUCCUGAUUCAAAGCGAUGUUGCUGUUUUACAAAAAGUUAUUACAGAUAUGUGAAGGGAACUGGAUCCCUUUUGGCAACUGUCCAGCCAAUGAAGAGGGACAAAACAUCACUGAAGGAGCAGCGCCUUAGAUAUUUUACCCCAAGAGAGGUGGGUGGAUUUUCUUUAUUCUCAAGAUUGUCAUGCAUUCUUGUGAGUCAAUGUCUAGGUAUUUGUCCUCAUUUACCUAGGUUGCAAACUUACAUUCUUUUCCUGAGGAAUUUGAGUUUCCAGAGCACAUUAAUCUCAAGCAACGGUAUGCAUUGCUAGGGAACAGUUUAAGCGUAGCAGUUGUUGCUCCCUUACUUCAGUAUCUUUUCACUUGAACCUAAAUGAUUUUUCAAUCGCAAGAUCCAUUCAACAGAAGCAGAUAUUUCCUAAGCCUAUUAUUUUGAUAUGAUAGUGAGAUCAUGUAACACAAUGCUUUAACUUUUUGUUUCAAUCAUGAUGAUCCAACUCUUACAUGAUUUAGAUAUUUAUACUUGAUAGUGAAAUUUUCUGGUGAUUCUAGGACCAAUCUUUUUAAAAUUAACUAAUCUGUGGGGCAAAAAUGUAAUUGGAAUUUGGAAGAGAUCCGUAGAGUACUUGUCAAGCAUCUAGUGUAUGUAUGAAAGUAUAGGGUCUUGUAU